Lagopus muta (rock ptarmigan) is the source of this 4567-nucleotide messenger RNA. RefSeq names its product glypican 4 (gene GPC4). Gene Ontology annotation, biological process: cell migration; regulation of protein localization to membrane; regulation of signal transduction. Bases 12 to 1697 code for a protein of 561 amino acids. Gene Ontology annotation, cellular component: cell surface; plasma membrane; synapse. Lineage: Eukaryota; Metazoa; Chordata; Aves; Galliformes; Phasianidae. The record is from RefSeq and is a predicted model, not a curated record. The transcript is spliced from 9 exons.
CCUCCCGCACCAUGCCGCGGCGGCGCGGCUCCCUGCCGCCCCUCGUCUGCACUUUAGCCGCCCUCAGCCUGCCGCUGCUUCUGGCCGCCGAGCCCCGCGCUAAAAGUUGCUCCGAAGUGCGGAGGCUCUACGCCGCCAAAGGCUUCAGCCAGAGCGAAGCGCCCAGCCACGAGAUCAGCGGCGACCACUUGAAAGUCUGCUCACAAGCCUACACGUGCUGCACUCAAGAAAUGGAAGAGAGAUACAGUCAACUGAGCAAACACGACUUCAGAAACGCCGUCGUAGAGCUUAGCAAUCACUUACAAACAAUGUUUAGUUCCCGAUACAAGAAGUUUGAUGAGUUCUUCAAAGAGCUUCUGGAGAACGCCGAGAAGUCGCUGAACGACAUGUUUGUGCGGACGUAUGGCCGGUUGUACAUGCAGAACUCAGAGCUGUUCAAGGACCUCUUCGUGGAACUGAAGCGGUACUACGUGGGUGGCAACGUCAACCUAGAGGAGAUGCUCAACGACUUCUGGGCACGUCUGCUGGAGCGUAUGUUCCGGCUGGUGAACCCGCAGUACCACUUCACGGAUGAGUACCUUGAGUGUGUCAGCAAGUACACGGAGCAGCUGAAGCCCUUCGGGGACGUGCCGCGCAAGCUGAAGCUUCAAGUGACUCGAGCGUUUGUGGCAGCCCGCACCUUCGCGCAAGGCCUUGCUGUCGCCAGGGACGUCGUCAGCAAAGUGUCCGCGGUGAACCCUACACCACAGGGUACGCAAGCACUGCUGAAAAUGAUGUACUGCCCACACUGUCGAGGCCUGAUAUCAGUGAAGCCCUGUUACAAUUACUGCUUUAAUGUCAUGAGAGGUUGCUUGGCCAACCAAGGGGAUUUGGAUACAGAGUGGAAUAUCUUUAUGGGUUCGAUGCUGCUGGUCGCAGAGAGGCUGGAGGGGCCUUUUAAUAUUGAGUCAGUCAUGGACCCCAUUGAUGUGAAAAUUUCAGAUGCAAUCAUGAAUAUGCAGGAGAACAGCAUGCAAGUGUCUCAGAAGGUUUUCCAGGGAUGUGGCCAGCCAAAAACACUCGCCCAAGGUCGAACCGCUCGCUCUGUCUCUGAGGGUGGUUUCAGUGCUCGUUUCAGACCCUACAACCCUGAAGAGCGGCCGACCACAGCUGCAGGCACGAGCUUGGACAGGCUGGUUACUGAUGUGAAAGAAAAGCUGAAGCAGGCCAAAAAGUUUUGGUCAUCUCUCCCUGGCAAUAUUUGCAGUGAUGAAAAGAUAUCUGUGGGCACGGGCAAUGAGAAUGAGUGCUGGAACGGGAGCGCCAAGAGCAGGUACGACUUUGCAGUGACUGGAAACGGCUUAGCGAGUCAAGUGAACAACCCAGAGGUGGAAGUUGAUAUUACCAAGCCAGACAUGGUGAUUCGCCGGCAAAUCAUGGUUCUGAGGGUGAUGACCAACAAGCUGAAGAAUGCGUACAGUGGGAACGACGUCGACUUCAUUGACGUCAGUGAGGAGAGCAGCGGGGAGGAGAGCGGCAGCGGCUGUGAGUUCCAGCAGUGCUCCACGGAGUUCGAGUUCAACGCGACUGAAGUUACUGGAAACUCCAACAAGAGUGAUAAAAAAGUGAACACUUCUGCUGCUCCCAGUAGCGGUUUAUCACAAGCAGCCUUGUUCCUUAGCAUUUUGGUCUUGGCCAUGCAAAGACAAUGGAGAUAAUUGUGCAGCAUAGGGAGGAAAACAAGACUUUUAUUAUCAAACGUUAGAAGGCACCUGCUUUCUCUUUUAUACCAUCUAGUGACUUUGCUUUUUAAGUUAAUGGACAACAGUGUACAGUUUUUACUAUGUUGCCACUGGUUUUAAGAUACUGGUAUUUUUUUCCCUUGCUAUUCUGGGAUUAACAGGAAUGGGGCCUGUCAGUCUGUCCCGUUCACCAAGAGUCCAUGAUAGAGGUGGAUAACAAAAAUGUAUAUACAAGCCUGUAGUUAGCUCUGCAUUCGUCUUUAUCACUUUUCUUUUUUUUUUUUAAUGUUAUUUUAUUUUACCACAUCUCUUACGAGAAGAAGAAACCCACGGUCCUCUCUUGGCAUGUAACAAGUAUGUGUUUCUGAAAUGAGGAAUAUCUGUACAGAAGCAGGUUUUAUUUAUCAUGUUAUCUUGUGGGGAAAAAUAAUUACCAAACAAGCAGAAAACGUGUUUCAUGUAGUUAACUUCCCAUUUAUCCGCCUUAUGUUAGUUGCCUUAUCUGGAAAGAAGUGGAAGGAAUUUGUCUUUAUGAUAUGCUGAAAGAGAAGAUGAAGGCAGAGCUGGUCAGCGUGCCAAACGCCCCAUGUGCAGAAGGUGGUGAUGCCAGGAGCAGGUUGUACUUUCUUUAUGGGAUGUCUGGUUGAAUUGGAAGAGACUGUGGAGAAAUCCAGUUUCGUGGAUGCUGAGAAGAGUUAUAUCACGUGUUCCCCCGGAUCCUUGCAAUUAGCUGUAACUCGUGUAGGUCAGUCCCCAACAUGCAUCCCCCAUGGGAAUAAGGCAUUAAACUUGUUCAGUUGGAAGCAACUUGUCGUGUCACAGAUCCAAAUGCCAACAUCUGUCUUGACUGCAAAUCUGUUAGAUGAGCGCUGGAUUUAUUAUUAUUACUAUUGUUUUUAGGAAUACUUUGCUGAGGGUGAAGCAGGGGGGCCUGCUGGUUUUGUUCUUGCAGCUUUGGUUGGGUGCAGAGGGGAAGGACCAGCCAGGCAGAGCUGCAGUGCUGCAGACAGAUGGGGGUAGGAGCUGGCUGGGCUGAAAAUGCCCCUUUGUGGUGCAUUUGGUCACCUGGGACCUGGUGCCCUGGCACUGAGCAAGCACAGCUUUCCAGCACUGCCUGAGAUGCCCUUCUCUCUCUAUCUGUGCCUUUUGUGGUUGGAACAGCAUAGUGAUGAACAGCAAUUCAUUAAUAAAAGAAAUUUUGUUUUUAAGAAAGAAAAAAAAGAAGAAUUUAAAGAGUUUGGGGGGGUGAAAAAGAGUCUUCAGAAAGACUCUGAAUUACUCCGCGUGUCUCCUGCUUUAGGUAUAGCCUUUAGGUCUGGCUGGGUGCUGGGAUCCAGCCAGGAACACAAUCCAGAGAGAGAGAGAGAAAGUUUGCUGUAUUCCAGUCUUGUGUUGUAAGGAUAAUUUUCUAUUUUUAUAUUGAAGCAUUAAUUACUUGUUAGCUCAGGGUCAGCGUUAUAUUCAACUUUAUUUUCACACCAAAUUUCUGCAAAGCUAUAAAGAUGAAGUAUUCUUGGCCGGUGGAAACAAUCCUGGAGGCUUAAUUUUGCUAGAAGUAGCCCGUUAUUUAUUAAAACAUGAUGUUAGUGGAGUAGGGAUAUUCUGGCUAUUUUUCUUUAGAAAAUAAAUCACGGAAGCAUAAAACUGAAAAAGUUAUAAAUUUAUGUGUGGGAAAAAAUGGAUUGUAAAUAGCUAAGUUGCCUUGUGAGGAAUUGGAAAAUGUGCUGAUACUUAGAAACUACCUCAGUUCUGAGGAAUUUCCUUUCUAGCUUUGAGUGCUAUUACAUUUACUUGGUAGAAGUGAAUCUGGUCUCCAAUAUGUAGCUGAAAGAGUUAUCCCUAUAGACCUUGUUAGAUUGUUUUUAAUUUAGAGGGUUGAACUACAUCCAGCUGUUUUCUUUCAGCUAAGUUCCCUAACAAAGAGAAUUUCUGAAUUAAAUAUUGCUGAUGGUUUCCAUGACUUUUACUGAUUUGUUUGGUUUCAUGGCAUUUUUUUCUGAUUGCCCUUUAAUUAUUUAAAUGGUUCUAGCCAUUUGAAUUUUAACCCUGAAAUAAACAAACCUUAGAUGCACUACCAUUGUAAAUACACCACGCUAAGGUCUGACUGGAUAACCCUUCUGGCUUAUACCCAGCUGGCAGGCCGGCAAAGUUAAAGGAAGAAAAAAAAAAAAAUAAAUUAAACUUCUUCAGAGCUCAGAGAAUGGUGGAACAAAAGCCCUUGUGUUCGGAGUGGCUGACUUUUCCAACAUCUCACUUUUUGGCCUAAGUGUUCAUCUGUCAGAACGUUGCUUGUAAAUUCUCCCCUUUUGAGCCUUCUGCCCAGCGUGUACUUAAAGAAGAACAUUUCUGACUUUAUGUUUAUCAUUUUACGUCUAAUUGCUUACUAAUUAUUACUCACUAGCUUGGUAGAAGUGGACAAUGCAAAGACCUGACGUGCGUUUUAAACAUGUCCAGCUGAUGCUGUUAACAGCGCAACAGUCCUCUGCUAUAUCAAGGACAGAUUUGUCACCUGGGGCUACAGGAAACAAGAGUAAACAUCAAUGUAGGAUGAUCAAAAGUUGUGUUCCUGCUUUUAUUUUGUGUUUGUGUGUGAAAUCGGCUCUCUGACAUGAGCUCAUAAACUAAACCAUACGGGUGGGACCGAGGCGGGCUGCUGGCUGGCCAGAAGGCAUCUGCUCCAUUCCUUCCAGUGUUUCUUUUUUCCAUAUAACCAUUGCCAUUAUGGCCGUGCUUUAAAGAACAAUUUCCAUGCGUAGAUGAAUUAUUGAAAUGAAUGAAGUACUGGUGGGCUUCAAAAGAGAAGGUGGUGUACUUCCAGAGUUGGAAUAAAGAAUCCAGUGAGAGGA